Molecule: messenger RNA, 773 nt
Organism: Lactuca sativa (garden lettuce)
Lineage: Eukaryota; Viridiplantae; Streptophyta; Magnoliopsida; Asterales; Asteraceae
Product: Calcium-binding EF-hand family protein
Molecular function (GO): calcium ion binding
Source: RefSeq, a predicted model, not a curated record
CACAUUUUAAAGGCUCAGGGCUACCAGUUUAAACAUUCGUUUUCAUAAUGGACAAAGAACAGCAAUACGAACGUGUAUUCAGACAUCUGGACAAGAAUGGUGACGGGAAGCUAUCACCACCGGAGCUCCAAAUUUGCAUCGGGAAGAUUGGUGAGGAGUUGUCAUUGGAGGAGGCGGAGAUUGUAGCUGAGUUAAUAGACUCAGAUGGUGAUGGAUUAUUGAGCUUUGAUGACUUGGUUAAAGUGGUGGAAGGUGCAAAUGAAGAAGAAAAGGCGAAUGAUUUGAAGAUGGCGUUUCGAAUGUAUGAAGAAGUUGAGGGGUGUGGUUGUAUAACGCCCAAGAGUUUGAGGAGGAUGCUUAGCAAACUAGGAGAGUCGAGAAGUGUGGAUGAAUGUAAGUUGAUGAUCGCCAGGUUUGACCUCGAUGGCAACGGGUUCCUUGAUUUCGGCGAGUUUCAGGACAUGAUGUCAUGAUGAUUAGUAUGCAUGAUUCAGAAUAUUAAUUACCUGAUUGAUUCAUACUUCAUGUGUACGUUAUGUAUUCUUUCAUUCUUCACGCCUUCAUGGCCUAUAUGCCUAUAUGUUUGUGCGUUCCUUCGUCUUUAGAUAAUUCUUUUGGUGAUUGACAUCAUUUAAUUUGUUUUUUUUGUAUAUGUGAUAGAUGAUUCAUUCGUCCGAGUUGUAAAUAUAAUUGGCUAGCUAUUUAUUUGCAAUUUCACUUGUUACUUAUCUAUCGUCUUUUAAUAUACACCUCUUUAUAAAGCUCAAAAUUAA